Molecule: messenger RNA, 981 nt
Organism: Anoplopoma fimbria (sablefish)
Lineage: Eukaryota; Metazoa; Chordata; Actinopteri; Perciformes; Anoplopomatidae
Gene: barx1
Product: BARX homeobox 1
Exons: 4
Coding region: 39-803 (254 amino acids)
Biological process (GO): regulation of DNA-templated transcription
Molecular function (GO): DNA-binding transcription factor activity, RNA polymerase II-specific; DNA binding
Source: RefSeq, a predicted model, not a curated record
CGGUGCACGCGCUCUGUGUCUCUUUUUUUGGGGUGAUCAUGCAGCACCCUUUGGACAUGGGGGCGCAUUACUACGCCCCGGAGGUGCAGCCGCACGACCACAGGACUCAUCGCUACAGGAGUUUCAUGAUAGAGGAGAUCCUGACCGACCACCCGGAGCACAAAGCGUCGGCUCCGGCCGGGGAGCUGCUGAAGUUCGGGGUGCAGGCGCUCCUCUCCGCCCGGCCUUUCCAUAACCACCUGGUGCUGAAAGCCGACCAGACGAGCCUCCUCAAGUUCCCCAUGUCCCCGCUGUCUUGCUCGCUCGGCUCCCCGCUCGGCUCUCCUCUCAGCGCCCAGCUGCUGUCCGCGGCUUCGGGCCUGCAGAUCGGCGCGGCGUCUCACCACCUGCCGCUGGACCUGCACCUCCGCGGCGGGAAGCUGGAGCACGGGUCCGACGGGAGCGGUAAGAGCAAGAAGGGCCGCCGGAGCCGCACGGUGUUCACCGAGCUGCAGCUCAUGGGGCUGGAGAAGCGCUUCGAGAAGCAGAAGUAUCUGUCCACGCCCGAUAGAAUAGACCUGGCCGAGUCUUUGGGCCUCAGUCAGCUGCAAGUGAAAACAUGGUACCAGAACAGACGGAUGAAAUGGAAGAAAAUUGUGUUGCAGGGGGGAGGCCUGGAGUCUCCCACCAAGCCGAAGGGCCGCCCGAAGAAGAACUCCAUCCCCAGCAGCGAGCAGCUCUCCGAGCAGGAGCGAACCGCCGCCGACGCCGACCGCCAGUCCGAAGGCUCGAGCUCCCAGUCGGAGACCGCGCAGGAGGAGUGAACCGGCCCGUGGAGAGCCGCGCGGACACUCCCGGCUCUACACACGCGCGCGCAGAGCAUCCCGGGACGCUCGGCGUGUUUUUUUUGUCUUCCGGGUGGAGCAGGAGGGCUCCGGUGCUGCUGAAGCUGGACCGUCUAUGCAGGAUAGCCUGAACUGUUAACACGCGCCGACAUCCUCU